Molecule: messenger RNA, 1684 nt
Organism: Piliocolobus tephrosceles (Ugandan red Colobus)
Lineage: Eukaryota; Metazoa; Chordata; Mammalia; Primates; Cercopithecidae
Product: sarcoplasmic reticulum histidine-rich calcium-binding protein-like
Exons: 3
Source: RefSeq, a predicted model, not a curated record
AAAUAUAUUGAUUAAAAAUAAAAUGAUGCUUCCAUAUUUAUUCAUGUGUGCAUUUACAAACUAGAUGCAAACUUAACUGAUGAUGUUCUUAGUGUUGACCUACUGGACGAACGACAAGAGUUGACCAAUCUACAAAAUGAAAUUGAAAAAAAUAAGGACUUAAAUGGGCUUUUUAUAUUUAUAUAUCCUAAGCAUGAUACUAAAAAAUAUAGAACAGAGUCCAAUUAUUUUAGAGAAGAGUUAGAACAAAUUAAAAACAAGAAUUAUGCUAUUUAUGGUUUAUCAGAUGACAACACUGAGGAAGAAAUAAUAUGGUCAGAAGAAUUAACAACCCAAUUACUAUUUGACACUGAAAAAGAUCUGUUAAAAAAAUUAGGUUGCAUAAAUGAGGAAGACGAAAUAAUAAGAUCGCAUUUGAUUAUACAAAAUGAUUCUAAGGUUUCUUAUUUUCAAAAAAAAAUAGAUGAUGAUAUGUCGUUUGAAAAUGUAAUUAAUUUUCUUUCACUUAAUGAAAACGAUAAAGCUUACGAGGAUACGAUAAAAGACACAUCUGUAGAAAAUGAAGAAGUCAGUAAUAGUGAAUUAGUCACAGAAGAAUAUGGUAAAAAUAUAAAUAAUGAAAAGGAAAAGGAAAAAUCCGAUGAUGAAAAUGUAAAAACAGAUGAAGAGAUGACUAGAGAGGAUGAGGACGAAAGCGAUAAGCCGUACGAAGCGCAUAGUAGUGAAAAUAAAAACUCUGACCAUGCAGAAUCUGACCAUGCAGAAUCUGACCAUGUAGAAUCUGACCAUGUAGAAUCUGACCAUGUAGAAUCUGACCAUGUAGAAUCUGACCAUGCGGAAUCUGACCAUGUAGAAUCUGACCAUGCAGAAUCUGAACAUGCAGAAUCUGACCAUGCAGAAUCUGACCAUGCAGAAUCUGAACAUGCAGAAUCUAAACAUGCAGAAUCUGAACAUGCAGAAUCUGAACAUGCAGAAUCUGAACAUGCAGAAUCUGGCCCUGCGGAUAUAAAUAAAGAACCAAGUUUUGAAGAAAACAACUCCGAAUCAGAAAAAGAGAAAGAAGAUGAAGAUGGUGAUAAAACAUAUAAAGAAGAAGCAGAAGAAGACGAAACUAAUAAGUAUGAAUAUGAGAAUACUAACGAAGAUACAGAUGAAAAAACUGAUGGACAUGCGGAAAACGAAACUAAUGAUGAAACAUAUGAAAAAGACGAGAACGCAGAUGACAGCGUUGAGAAUACAGGUAAACAUUUUGAAAAUAUAGAUGACCAAGCUGAAAAUACAGAUGAUCAAGCUGAAAAUACAGAUGAUCAAGCUGAAAAUACAUAUGACCAAGCUGAAAAUACAGAUGACCAAGCUGAAAAUACAGAUGACCAAGCUGUAAAUACAGAUGACCAAGCUGAAAAUACAGAUGACCAAGCUGUAAAUACAGAUGACAACGCUGCAAAUACAGAUGACAACGCUGCAAAUACAGAUGACAAAAAGGAAGAGAAUGAUAGGAACAAUGAUAAUAAUAACACAAAUGAAAAAACUACUGUAGCUAUUAAAACACAAGUUGAUAAGGAAAAAAAACAGGUCAAAAAAACAAUUCAAAAAAAAAAUAAACCAAAUAAUUUGAAUGAAGAAAAAAAAGCGAAGUCUGCAAAAAGUAUGUUGAAAAGUGAUAAAAAGAAGAACGAAACAAAAA